CCGGACCGGUUUUGCUGCCGGACCAGGGGUCGGCGAUGGCGCUGCUGCUGCGGCUGCCUAUGGGUGCCCCGCCGCGCUGUUGCGCCCGCUGCGCCUGGCCGCUCCGGAUCCCCCUCGGGCAGCCCUCCCGCCGCGGCCUCCUGCUGCUGGCGGCGGCGGCGGCAGCGCUCCCUGCCAAGCCCGGCUGGCUCGGGCUGCCCUCCGCGCCCCACCCUGCCGCCCCCUGGCCGCCGCCGCCGCCCUCCUCCUGCUCCUCCUCGGCCCGCUGGUACAGCAGCAGCCGCGAUCCCGAGCCGGGCGGGCGCCGCCGGAAGAGCGUGGUGGUGGUGGGGGUGCCCAACCCCCUGCUGUGGCUCCGCACCCGCCUCUACUUCUUCCUCAUCCGCGCCUACUUCGACCAGGAUUUCAGCCUCCGCGAGUUCACGCAGGGCGCCCAGCAGGCAUUUGCUCUGGUUUCAAGGCUAAUUUCUGAGUGUAAAUAUGAUUUACUGGAAGAGCUUGUAUCAAAAGAGAUGCUUCAGGGUCUGAGGGAGAAGCUGUCUUUGCUGUCUGAAAACCACAGAAAUGCCCUCGCCGCUGACAUGGAUGAAAUCAUGUACACCACAGCAGGAGACGUUGGCAUUUAUUACGACGACAGUGGAAGGAAGUUUGUCAGCAUCCUGAUGCGUUUCUGGUACCUGACCAGCACCUCCCUACCCGAUGAGGCCCCCGAUGGAACCAAAGUAUUCCAGGUGGUGUUUGGCGACGAGAUGACAAAGGAAACGAAACGUCUUUUAACAGCAAAUUAUGAGUUUCGACGAGAAUUUACACAAGGUGUGAAACCAGACUGGAUAAUUACACGGAUUGAACAUCCGAAGCUCUUGGAAUAAAUUGACUUGAGCAGAGACUUUCAGAGACACUUGUCAAUAUCCUAACAUAUCAAGGAACAUCUCAAGACUGGAGUCUCCCAGUCUCUUUUGUGAAUUGAUUUUUUUUUGUACUUAAUUUUACAGACACCAUAUAUUGCUCUGAAGCUUAAAAAUAAAAGAUCACCCACCAGA
This is a messenger RNA of Hemicordylus capensis (graceful crag lizard), 1040 nucleotides long. RefSeq names its product matrix AAA peptidase interacting protein 1 (gene MAIP1). Gene Ontology annotation, biological process: protein insertion into mitochondrial inner membrane from matrix; inner mitochondrial membrane organization. Gene Ontology annotation, molecular function: ribosome binding. The record is from RefSeq and is a predicted model, not a curated record. The transcript is spliced from 5 exons. The coding region runs from base 36 to 869 and encodes 277 amino acids. NCBI's taxonomy places the organism in Eukaryota, Metazoa, Chordata, Lepidosauria, Squamata, Cordylidae. Gene Ontology annotation, cellular component: mitochondrial inner membrane.